This is a messenger RNA of Jaculus jaculus (lesser Egyptian jerboa), 3848 nucleotides long. RefSeq names its product PR/SET domain 4 (gene Prdm4). Gene Ontology annotation, cellular component: nucleus; cytoplasm. Lineage: Eukaryota; Metazoa; Chordata; Mammalia; Rodentia; Dipodidae. The record is from RefSeq and is a predicted model, not a curated record. Gene Ontology annotation, molecular function: DNA-binding transcription factor activity, RNA polymerase II-specific; RNA polymerase II cis-regulatory region sequence-specific DNA binding; histone deacetylase binding. Gene Ontology annotation, biological process: regulation of transcription by RNA polymerase II; transcription by RNA polymerase II; cell fate commitment. The transcript has 12 exons. Bases 367 to 2772 code for a protein of 801 amino acids.
GGACGGGGGAGCCCCGCGGUGGGGGGGUGUUCCAGGUGUGCCCGGAUGAGGAGCAAAGCGGCGGGGCGGCCCGCAGGUUGGGCAGCCUGCGCUCCCACUGCUUCGGGAAGGAGGAGAGCCUCGGGCGUCCCCGUCUCCCUAGCGCCAUGCCCCAUCCCGCGGAGGGGUGCGCGGCCACCGGCCCUCGGGACCAAUUGGGUGGUCCCUAAAGAAAAAAAAAAAAACCACACAAAAAAACGGGAGGACGUGCUCGUGCAGCGUUUGUGAGCAAGAUGUGGUGCCACGUGACGCCCGAAGGCCAACCCUGAUGCCCGAUCCCCGACACGGUCACCUGGGCGCUCUUCUCUGAGGCUUCGUCCCAAGCAGAUGCAUCACAGGAUGAAUGAAAUGAACCUGAGCCCAGUGGGGAUGGAGCAGCUGGCUUCAUCCUCUGUGAGCAAUGCCUUGCCAGUCUCAGGAAGUCACCUGGGGUUGGCCGCCUCUCCCUCUCACAGUGCCAUCCCUGCCCCAGGUCUUCCAGUGGCAAUUCCAAACCUGGGUCCCUCCUUGAGUUCUCUGCCUUCUGCCUUGUCUCUGAUGCUCCCAAUGGGCAUUGGAGAUCGAGGGGUAAUGUGUGGGUUACCAGAAAGAAACUAUACCCUACCUCCACCACCUUAUCCUCACCUGGAGAGCAGUUACUUCAGAACCAUUCUACCUGGCAUUUUAUCUUAUUUAGCUGACAGACCACCACCUCAGUACAUCCACCCCAACUCUGUAAAUGUUGAUGGUAAUGCUGCGUUAUCUAUCACCAACAACCCUUCCGCGCUAGAUCCCUAUCAGUCCAAUGGAAAUGUUGGAUUGGAGCUAGGCAUUGUUUCAGUAGACUCUCGUUCUCUGAAUACUCAUGGUGCCCAAAGUCUUCACCCUAACGAUGGCCAUGAAGUGGCGUUGGACACAACCAUCACUAUGGAGAACGUUUCUAGGGUUACCAGCCCGAUCUCUACAGAUGGAAUGGCAGAGGAGCUUACAAUGGAUGGUGUUGCAGGCGAGCAUUCCCAGAUCCCAAAUGGCUCCAGAAGUCAUGAAUCUCUCUCCGUGGAUUCUGUGAGCAACAGCCUUCCAACAGACACUGUAGGACAUGGUGGUGUGAUUCCCAUUCAUGGGAGUGGCCUGGAGCUUCCUGUGGUCAUGGAGGCAGACCACAUUGCAAGUCGGGUCAGCGGCAUGUCUGACAGUGCCCUCAGUGACUCCAUCCACACUGUGGCUAUGAGCACCAACUCUGUAAGCGUGGCACUCUCUACCUCACAUAACCUCGCCUCCCUAGAAUCUGUUUCCCUGCAUGAAGUUGGCCUCAGCCUAGAACCUGUGGCUGUCUCCUCUAUCACCCAGGAGGUUGCUAUGGGGACAGGUCAUGUAGAUGUCUCUCCGGACAGUCUGUCUUUUGUGCCACCUUCACUGCAAAUGGAAGACUCCAAUUCAAACAAGGAAAACAUGGCAACCUUGUUUACAAUUUGGUGUACUCUCUGUGACCGAGCUUACCCCUCAGACUGCCCUGACCACGGACCCGUAACUUUUGUUCCUGAUACGCCAAUAGAAAGCAGAGCAAGACUCUCCCUCCCCAAACAGCUUGUUCUCCGCCAGUCAAUUGUGGGAGCAGACGUGGGUGUGUGGACUGCAGAGACCAUUCCUGUGCGGACUUGCUUUGGGCCUCUUAUUGGUCAGCAGAGCCACUCCAUGGAAGUAGCAGAGUGGACAGACAAGGCUGUUAACCAUAUCUGGAAGAUAUACCACAAUGGUGUCCUAGAAUUCUGCAUCAUUACAACUGAUGAAAAUGAAUGUAACUGGAUGAUGUUUGUACGCAAAGCCAGGAACCGGGAAGAACAGAAUUUGGUGGCUUACCCCCAUGAUGGAAAAAUCUAUUUCUGUACUUCACAAGAUAUCCCUCCUGAAAAUGAACUGCUUUUCUAUUAUAGUCGGGAUUAUGCUCAGCAAAUUGGUGUUCCUGAACACCCAGAUGUGCACCUCUGUAACUGUGGCAAAGAGUGCAAUUCCUAUUCAGAGUUCAAAGCUCACCUGACCAGCCACAUCCAUAACCACCUCCCUAGCCAGGGUCAUAGCAGCAGCCACGGACCAAGCCACAACAAAGAAAGAAAGUGGAAGUGUUCGAUGUGCCCCCAGGCGUUCAUCUCUCCUUCCAAGCUCCAUGUCCACUUCAUGGGCCAUAUGGGCAUGAAGCCCCACAAGUGUGACUUCUGUAGCAAGGCUUUUAGUGAUCCAAGCAAUUUGCGGACACACCUCAAGAUACAUACAGGUCAAAAGAACUAUAGGUGUACUUUGUGUGACAAGUCUUUCACCCAGAAGGCUCACCUGGAGUCUCACAUGGUCAUCCACACGGGUGAGAAGAACCUCAAGUGUGAUUACUGUGACAAGCUGUUCAUGCGGAGGCAGGACCUCAAGCAGCAUGUGCUCAUCCACACACAAGAACGCCAGAUCAAGUGUCCCAAGUGUGAUAAACUGUUUUUGAGGACAAAUCACUUAAAGAAACAUCUCAAUUCUCAUGAAGGAAAGCGAGAUUAUGUCUGUGAAAAAUGUACAAAAGCUUACCUAACCAAAUAUCAUCUCACUCGCCACCUGAAAACCUGCAAAGGGCCUACAUCCAGUUCUUCAGCUCAGGAGGAGGAAGAGGAGGAUGACUCUGAGGAGGAGGACCUCGCAGACUCCAUGAGGACAGAUGACUGUAGGGUUAACAGUGCUCUGUACUCAGCAGAUGAGGCUCUGUCUGCACAUAAAUAAGGAGAAGCAGCUGCUUCGGACGGACACGCAGGGGAAGACAGCAGGUGCGCUGCCGUAGCUUGUCUGUCAAGGGCUCUGCGUCCUUCUAGCCAGCCAGAGCGGACUGAAUGCGAAUGGGUAAAGCACUUACUUACAGGGCGGUUUCUGAAGGGAAGCUCUUCAGAAUGGACUGGGAGAAGAGGACGUGUACCCCUUUUAAGUGAUGGAUGGGGAGGAAUGGGUCAGCUUUUAAGGACUUGUUCUCUGUGUGACAGUUUGGGAGGUGCAUCUGUGCCUGAGUGGCCUUCUGUCCAAGCAAGUCAGAUUUAUUGUACAUUAUUCCAUUUUCCCCCAGCCCUGGGACUUGGUAACACCUGCUGUACCCUCUCCUGACCACCUGGGACUUCAGAUAGGUCCUGAGACCCAAAUUUUCAGCACCUGUCGCUCAGAGCAAUGCUGGAGAAAGGAAAAGGAGAUAUACCUGGCUUUGCUGGAAGCCAAAAUAAGUCAUGUCUUCAUUGUUCCAUCCAGAUCCUUCAGGUUUAGUCAUGUCUGUGUCACCACUAAAGCUUCCAGCCAUUCAGAGAGGACCUGGAAGUGUUGGUCCACAUGAUGCCUGUUGGGUAGUCUCCUUUCAACAGGUGCAUGUGGACUAACCUCAGACUGACACCGUGGCCUGUGCUGAGUUUACUGUGAGAAGCAGCCGGGAGCCAUGCCAGCGCCCCAACUCCAGCUGCAGCUCGCAGCUGCAGACGCGCUGCGCUGCCACGCGGUUCGGCCCUCCCAGGUGUUCUGAAGGCCCCACCACGUGAGUUUGGAGGAUGCCAAAGGAUUCAGAAGGUAGAGAAGCUCACUGCUCACCACAUGGGCUGGUUUUCAGGUCCUGGUGAACAGGAAUGCCCAGAUUUGGGCAAAAAACAGUUGUAUCUGAAAUUGACAGGAUUGAUUAAACAUGCCCUCUUGCUUGAAGGCACAACCUCAACUGGAGUGGACAGCUCUGGUGGGAAGGUUUGCUGCUAACGUAUUUAUGGAAUGAAUGUAUUUCGUUUAAAUCUGUAUUCCUCUAGGAAGGAUUAAAAUCAUUGUUUUUUAAAAAA